Messenger RNA from Meloidogyne enterolobii, 618 nucleotides. The record is from the annotation of a GenBank genome assembly. Lineage: Eukaryota; Metazoa; Nematoda; Chromadorea; Rhabditida; Meloidogynidae.
UUUUAGGAUUUUUGGAUGAUUUUUUUAAUUUACAGGGUUCUUUCAUAUUCUUAAAAAUGAACAAGUCUGACUUUGAUUGGAAUAUGUUUAUUGAAAUUGUGCGUGAAUGCGAGUUUCUUUGGAACAUGGCCUUAGAAGAUCAUAAAGAUAAACAAAAAUGUAAAGAUGCAUGGACUAGAAUUUCUGAACAAGUUGGAGUUGAUAUUGAAGAUGCAAAGAAGAAAUGGAAAUAUUUAGUUGAUUAUUAUGCAAGAUUGAAAAAGAAGAAGCCACUUUCUGAUUCUGAAGGAAGCAAAGAGAGAGUGUGGCCAUAUCGUGAGGCUUUGUCUUUUAUGGAUACUGCUACAAGAGGAACUCCUAAUUCUAUUGACAGGAGGAAGCGUGUUGACAUGGAUCAAAAGCCUUUGAUUAAAAAGAUUAAAAAGUGUGACUCUUCUCCUGGUCCCACUUCAAUUCGUCCGGCCACUCCUGAUUCACAAUUUGGAGCGUAUAUUGGUGCCGAACUUUGACUUUUUGAAGAACAUGAAAGAGAUGAAGCUAAAAUGGGAAUUAUGCAGGUGUUGCACAGCAUAAAAAGCCGUCGACGUUGUAUGAUGCCGGAAAAUGACGGAUACGAUU